Molecule: messenger RNA, 2975 nt
Organism: Sphaeramia orbicularis (orbiculate cardinalfish)
Lineage: Eukaryota; Metazoa; Chordata; Actinopteri; Kurtiformes; Apogonidae
Gene: trib2
Product: tribbles pseudokinase 2
Exons: 3
Coding region: 150-1187 (345 amino acids)
Biological process (GO): regulation of MAP kinase activity; positive regulation of proteasomal ubiquitin-dependent protein catabolic process; protein phosphorylation
Cellular component (GO): nucleus
Molecular function (GO): protein kinase activity; mitogen-activated protein kinase kinase binding; ATP binding
Source: RefSeq, a predicted model, not a curated record
UUUUUUUAGUUCGUUUCAUUGAAGAUUGACAAAAGUUCGGGACAUUUUGUGAAAUUGCACGGAGUUUACAGCAAAGUGCUUUAAGUGAGGAGGAGGAGAAGAACAAGGAGGAAGGCCGACGGUUUUGUGGAGUUAUCACACCAUUCCUCAUGAACAUACAGAGGUCAAAUCCAAUUAACAUUUCACGUUAUGGGAGAUCGCGGCACAAAGCGCACGAUUUUGAAGAAUUAUCUUGUUUAAGGACUACAGAGUCUCAUCAGAGUUUCAGUCCCAACCUCGGGUCCCCCAGCCCGCCAGAGACCCCGGACUCCUCGCACUGUAUCUCCCGCAUCGGGGACUACCUUUUGUUGGAGCCACUGGAGGGAGACCACGUUUUCAGAGCCGCCCACCUGCACAGCGGGGAAGAGCUCGUAUGUAAAGUUUUUGACAUUGGCCGAUACCAGGAGUCACUGGCGGCCUACUUUGCCCUUGGACAGCACCAACAUAUUAACCAAAUUCUGGAGAUCUUGCUUGGGGAGACAAGAGCCUAUGUGUUCUUUGAGAGGAGCUAUGGCGACAUGCACUCUUUCGUCCGUACCUGCAAGAAGUUGCGGGAGGACGAGGCUGCCAGACUCUUCUAUCAGAUAGCCUCGGCUGUAGCACAUUGCCACGACAACGGACUGGUCCUCCGUGACCUCAAAUUGAGGAAGUUUGUUUUCAAGAAUGAGGACAGAAACCUUGUGAAGCUGGAGAGCCUUGAGGACACUUAUAUCCUGGACGGUCACGAUGACUCCUUGUCAGACAAACAUGGCUGCCCAGCUUACGUCAGCCCUGAGAUCCUCAAUGCCAACGGCAGCUAUUCGGGGAAGGCAGCAGACGUCUGGAGUCUAGGCGUCAUGUUGUACACCAUCCUCGUGGGGCGCUACCCAUUCCACGACGUUGAACCCGGCUCCCUGUUCAGCAAAAUCCGCAGGGGCCACUUCAACAUCCCUGAGACACUCACACCUAAGGCCAAGUGCCUGAUCCGCUCCAUCCUGCGCCGGGAGCCUGCAGAGCGCCUUACGUCUCGGGAGAUUCUGGAGCACCCCUGGUUCACCUCAUCUGGGGCAUUAGGGGGCUCCCUGGUGCAAGGUAGAGCAGAAAGGGAGCAAGAGCAGAUGGUGCCUGAGGUCAACAUGGAGGAGGAGCUGGAGCAGUUCUUCAGCUGAGCAAACACCAAGCACAAACGGAACGACUCCGCCACGGUCGGCUCGCCACACUCGCAGCAGAGCCAAAAACAGUAGUGUAGAGAUUAAUAGGUGAACAUUUGUCACUCUUAAUAAAGGUGUUUCCAUCCUGUUUCCUUUCCACCAUUUCAUGGAAAACCUUGAGCCUGGCAUGACAAAUGGCAUCUAUAUGUCACCUGGUGAUGCACCUCCCGUUCGGGGACAGUGCCACCAGACAUGCAAGUCGCAAACAAUGUAGCAAAUGUUCUUUUGGAUCUGUUUGGUUUAAUGUGGUGCUCAUAAAGGUAGAUGCAUUCACCAUUUCUGACACUAUGGAAAGCAUGAAGGGACAUAAGAACACAGGAAACCAAGGAGAACAAAUGUAAAAGAACUGACAAACUGCAGCACCACACCUUUUUUUUUUUUUUCCCCCUUUUGUUCAUCGAUACAGAUUUUAUUUUCCAUAUCGCUUUAGGUGGCAUCGAUUUUAAAACCACAGACCCAGGGUCAGAAAAUCACAACCCCCAGCUGUGUUGUCAAACUAACACAAAGUGAUUAUCCCUGACCUGGGACCAUAGGUUUGGAUUUCUCAUUACCUACAUGGUUGACCUCAUCUUUUUCUUUUUUUUUUCCAAGUCUUGUUUUGUCGUUUUUGUUAGAUUUUACAUCUACAUUUGGAUAGCCACUACUCGACAGCCUUGUUUUCGGUAACUAGUGUGUUUCUGUUUGAGUCUCAGAAGCUUUUGCCACACUUUAUUCACCAUCACCUUUCCUUUCGUGUCCUUUCAUCAACAGUCAUUUUGGUUUUGUUUGUAAGCUAUUCCAGUUUGUUGUUAAUGCUGCUUUCACAUCACUCCCUGAACCUCAAUAUUCAACCGUGUUCUUGGUAAACCUCCAAACAUGACGUCAUGCACUUAAUGUGGUAGGUGAACGGACGAUUCCACCUCUUAAAAUUAGCUUCCUCUUAUUUAAAUUCAUUCUUCAGUUGUAGAAACAAGAGCGAAACAUUUAUUUAAAUUGUAACAGCUAUAUAUAAAUAUAUAUAAAUAAAUAUAUAAAAAUAAAUAUAUAUAUUUAAAACUACAUUGCAGGGUUUUUCUUUAUUCAGAGAUUCCUUUUUCAUGUAUGAUGUAGGCAAUAUCUUGACACAGGACAGGCACGAAGAGAAAUGUCUGUCUGAAGUUUUAGAUUUCACAAUAUCUUCUGUGCCAGUAUUCCUGUGCCCGACAGUCCAUGCCACCUGGUCUCCCUCAUUUCUUUUUAAACUUGAUACGAGAUAUUCAGUGAUAGUAUUGCUAUGACAUGCUCACUCCAGGACCUUCUGUUAGUUUUCUACUGCCUGCGUAGGUUCUGUGAAACGACGAUGCUCAGAAUGAGUACCAGUGGACAUGUUUUGUCGUAUCUCAAUGUUACUUGAAUUUGUGUUUUUAUCUAGUCAUUGGCAUGUGCCCCAUGGAUGCUAUAGCCUGCCUAGCAGGGGGGGGAGGGGGUGGGAGAGGGAUGGGGGUGGGGGGGUGCUUGUUUUUAAGAAAAGUUAAAACAUGAAAAUUCUCAAUUUGCUACUUUCUGAGUUGCUUUUCAAUAAUAAAAAAACAACUAUUGCUUUUAUUGUUUUGUAGACUGAGCUACUUUUUAUUUAAGUUGGUGCUGAUUUGGUGCUAAUGUUUAGUCCUUUUGUUUCAUGGAGGGGGGUGGUGCAUGGUGGGAUAUCUGCCUCAGAUGUUCUGAUUGUAUCGUAACAGAUUCUUGUGUUUUGUCCAAAUUUAUUCAGUAAAUAAAUUGUGAACUGCU